UUACUGGAUAAGCCAGACACAAUGCUUUCAGCUGCGGUGAAGGUCCCAGUGGACAUGGACAUCAGUGUUGCUACACCACUACAACGUGUGAGCCAGAAGAGUCCACAAACCGAAAUGAUGGAGGAGAUCAAAGAAGACAGUCAGGAGUAUGCAAUCUUUGGUAGCCCAACACCCACUGCUCCAGACAGUGCUCUUCGCGGAAGAUUGACUGGCCGACCCAGCACCAGUUUCAUGACAGGUGUUGAAGGCGAAGACGAGGAGUCCAUCUCGCGCGCUUUGGUGACUCCGAAUACUGCGCGAGUGGGGGAGAGUGACACCGCCAUGCCCAUACCAUCGCCCCUGUCUUUUUCGGGAUUACGUAAGGCUGAGAAAGCCAUCUGUGAAAAGAAGACAGUGGGUGCAGUCAAACGGCUCUGUGAUACGACAAACACCUACCUAGAGGACAAGUCACCAGUUUGUUCGCAAAGUCAAGGCAGCAAUUCUCGGAGCGGCGCGAUCCUGGUACCACUUCUGGGAAAAAUGGUUGAUCUUAAGCGGAAGACGCAACCGUCAAAGAAUAAAGCCAAAAUUGAUCCGCUGCCACCCACUGAACCCUUAAUUACUAAUCUGGUCUCCCCAACGGCAGUGGACUCGAAGGUAACGACGACAAUAACGACAACACAUCCAGUCUCCCCUACAGAUGUAAACGAGUCCCUGCCUAAGGUACCGCCUUCGCGUAAGAAGCGUCAGUCAGCCAGAGGUGGUAUGGGACGUCGAUUCUUUGCAUCUUCGUUCGCGGAGCGGUGUAGGCGCGAUGAAAUCCGUUUCCUACAGGCCUGUAAAGCCACGAAACCGAACACGAUCACGAAUGAAUCCCGAUCUGCGGCUGAUGCACGCAAAACGGCUCGGCGACCUGGAAAGCAGGCGGCAUUGGACGAGGUCACCUUGUCCCAACUUUCUUACUUGGAGGACAAGGAUUCUCCUUCUCGACCACCUAAGUCGCGUCCCCAGGCAGGCGGCAGCUCUGGUAGCUGCACGCUCAAAUCGCGUCCGGCAAUACGAAAGGCUGCUGCAAUUGCUCGUAGUCGCAUGGCAAUGGACAGUGAUGACGAUGCAGACCAGUCGUUUUCAAUUGCUGACAGUGAAGACGACCAAAUAACCAGUCGACCACACCCUAGAACGUGUUCCGCUGCAGGUAAAUCGAAAGCAGCUUCGUCAAGAAAUCAAAAUGCCGACUUUUUGAUCCCCUCCUCAGACGUGGUGGCAAAUGCCCCCGAAGAAGCUUGUCUUCGAAGUAUCUCCCCAAUGAGUUCCCUUGAGGCACCGUUGUUGUUUGACCGAUCUCCAAACAGUCUCUUUGACCUAACAACAUCUUUCGACGAUGCAGUCGAGGCCGGUGGACCUCAAAAACGGACAAAAAGAACUCGAGGUCGGCUUCCACUACGUGCAAAAAGCGGGGGGAAAGUCCAAAAUCGAAGCCCUCUCAAAAAGCUCCGUGGUUGUGGAGGCUGGGUGGUGAGCGUGGAAGCUGAACGACAUCUGUGGGUAUUUUACCAUCCCUGCUUGGGGAUCGUCCUUUCAAUGAUGUAUACCGACUUCGUCCUACAUCAGACAGUCUACACGCGCUACGACAACAUCUAA
Dibothriocephalus latus is the source of this 1620-nucleotide messenger RNA. The record is from the annotation of a GenBank genome assembly. Lineage: Eukaryota; Metazoa; Platyhelminthes; Cestoda; Diphyllobothriidea; Diphyllobothriidae.